AUGGCCCACAUUUUUGAUGAUGAUGGUACAGACGGAAUCCUGUUGGUUGACUGCAACAUCCAAAUUACUUUCCCUGAAAUGUCCAUAUCAUCAACACGUACAGAAGUUCCUCGAGAUUGUUCACCUGUGGAGGGGAAGAGAUCUUAUCCCAGGAAGGGACAACACAGGGUGACCCUCUAGCGCUAGGUGGUGUGCGAUCAACACAUCCAUCUUGAUUCAGGGCUUAAGAGCGCAUAUACCUGAAGUUAAGCAAGUACCGUAAAGUUCCGAUAGUAACGACCCCCCGAAAGUAGCGACCCCCCGAAAAUAACGUCAAUUUUUUGUGGCCACUAGUAAAUCCCGAAAGUAGCGACCCCCCCAAAAGUAGCCACCCCCGCCCCCCAGAAAGUAGGGAGACCAAUUUUUUUAUAUUGAAUACGGUAUACCUUUAAUUUGUCAAUCAAUAGUCAAAAUUUUAAUGUACAAUAAUGUGUUCGUGCAGUGUCACAAAAUGUUCACGAUAAGGUACUUUAAUUUACAACAGGGGGCAGCUUUAUGCCCCCAUUCGUCCUUGACAGCAGUUCACUGAUGUAGCGAUGUAAGAACUGCCGUAAACCGGCAUAAUUUCGUAUUAACAACAGGAACAUUUCUUCAAAUUGAAAUUGAACACUCUAUAUAGUUUUCGUCGAUUAACAUGAAUGUGUUUCUUCCAAUUAAAUGACACUGAGAUACCGGUACGGGGUACAGACUAAAACGCAGCGGUGCGUCAUGCAGGACAGUCGAAGCAGUUUAGCUUUCCACCUCUGAGUGAAUGAAGAACUCGAUCUCCUCUAUAUCGGCUGAUUCACCCAUGUGGUAGUCCGGUAAACCAUCGAUACCAUUGGAAAAAAGCUCGCGCCAGCUCUAUUUGUAAACGAGUUUUGUUCCCCGAAAGUAACGACCCCCCGAAAGUAGCGAGCCCCAAAGGCUGCUAAUUCCGAAAGUAACGAGGGUCGCUACUAUCGGAACUCUACGGUAUGGCUGGCUGAUGACUCGACGGAAGGUCGCCCAACAGACCUGUUAUACAACUGGUACAAGCUUUUUUGUCAAGAAGGAAAGAAAUGUGGCUACCUAGUCAAUGGCUCCAAAAGAUAGCUGAUAGUAAAGCCCGGGUAGUAAAGACACAAGAUCUAACAAAUGAGGCCGACUUGGUGUUUGGAGAGGGGGUCAGAAUAACAACGGAAGGUCAACGACACUUAGGAGCAGUCAUUGGAUCCCAGGAGUACAAAGGCCAAUAAUGUAUUGGAAAAGUUCAGGGAUGGAGGGAAAGCAUCAAGUUGCUGCAGGCUGAGAUCGUAAAGAGUCAACCCCAUACCGCCUACGCAAAGGGCUACAAAUCGAAGUUUGCAUAUUUUAUGCAUAAAAAUGGCUCAUUUAAAGACUAGGUGGAACCAACUGGCGAAGCGAUCAACGGUAUUUUCCUUCCAGCUCAUUUUGGUCAGACGGAACCGCUCCCUGAUGAGUUGGCAAGAACUAUUCUCAAGGGGGUCUGGGUAUACCAGACCUGAAAGCUGAAGCCUCACAGCAAUACGUUGCCUCAAAGUUAAUAACAGCAACGUGUAGCAGCUAGACUUUCUAAGGUCAAGACCGCAGGCCAGAGACAAGGGUGCAAGGGUGGCUCAACUCCGUUGCCCUUGAAGAGCAGGGACUGUGGUGUAAGAAGAAGGGUUUUGUUUCACAAAGACAUGAUGGCAAUCCAGAACCUUCUCACAUCUCUUCUCAGCAAAGUCUGCAAGGAUGUCGAGGUAGAGCCCCACCUCCUACUGAUGGACAUUGA
This is a messenger RNA of Porites lobata, 1795 nucleotides long. The record is from the annotation of a GenBank genome assembly. Lineage: Eukaryota; Metazoa; Cnidaria; Anthozoa; Scleractinia; Poritidae.